UCGCAUUAAUGUUACACAGACUGCCUGUCUCCACGUGGGAAUUUUUUUUCUCUGAGCUAAGUUUGUUUAAUAUUCUAGACUAGAUCUAGAUCUACUUAGAGAAGCAAUGAAAUACUGUUCAUCAUCUUGUUGUGAUAGCUCCACUACGACAAAAAACAAGUAUGCCAAUACAAACGUUAAUGUCGCUUUUCAUUAUUUUCCAAAAGAUGAAGGUCUUAGAGUAAAAUGGGAAACAUUUGUUCGUCAGAAAAGGAAGAACUUUACAACGGCAGCCAGAUGUAGAUAUAAUUUCGUUUUAUGCUCAAACCAUUUUGAAAGAAGCUGUUUCAUAAACCUUGUUGACGUGGAGAUGGGAUGGAAAAAGAAAUUGACAUUAAGGCCAGGUGCCGUACCAACAAUACAUUCCACUGUCAUAGCGAUUUACAGGCCGAAACAUUCAAAACAAGAAACCACUGACCCUGCUGAGACACCCUCUGCUGCAAAAAGAAAAUCCAAGAUCAAGGCACUGGUCAAACGUAACACACUUAAGUUAAAAACAACCUCGAUAUUUACUACUAAUUACAGCAUGCCGUCUCCUAAAAAGAAUGGUGUUAGAAGUAUUCCAGAUGCAUUGCUGUCCAAGGAGAGGUAUAACUGGUUUCGUCGCACCAGUCUGGAAGAAGUUGGCUGGUGCACACUAUGUGAAAGGGCGAUGGGUUUAACGAAAGGAUCCUCUUCUCUGAUCUCGCAUGCCAGGGGGAAGAAGCACCGGAGUAAACUGGACAAGGACAUGUCCAAAAAACCUUUGAAUGUACCUCAUUUGAAACAAGAUCUCAACUCCUUGUCACACACGAUACUUAACAAAACACCUGUAGUUACCAUUGAAACUAUAAAACAAGAAUUGUUGGUGAGGCAGCGUCUUUCCACUCCAUCUACGCCCAUGCUGCCCAGUGGUCAGAGUUCAAAUAAUUCGUCCAUUCUAAUAGAUGAGAACAAUUCUCUCCUAGCCAAUAGUAGCGUCAGCAUGACCCCGUCUAGCACUGUUGUCAGUUCUCCCCUUGCAAGUAUUUCUCCCAUUGCUUCUCCUACAACAAAGUCAUCCCUUUCUACCAGCGGUUCUGAUUCAACACUGUUUACCCAGGACUACGAGUCCUCUGAGAGUCAGAUUGGGCGUCUGAAACAAGAGAUCAGCGUCCUGACCAAGUGCACCAAUGAACGAGCAGAGCUUUGUGAAUCUACAGGGAACAUAGAGUACAUCCGAGAAUCAAACGUCUUGAGGAAAAUAAUGGAGCAGAAAUGUCAAGAACUGAAAAAUUUGAAACUACAAACGCGAGAUAAAAUGGCGGCUAGAAUGGCCACCCUCAUUUUGCCCGGGCGUUAGUUUUGAAGUAUAAUGAAUCCUUUCACCUUAGUGGUUAAAAUUGAAUGUUAUCGCUACAUAUACAAUUAAGUUGAAUUUCUGCUGAAAUUGAAAAAAAAAAAAAUUAUUGUAAUUAUUGUACAACUUGAUUUUUCUGAAAAAAAAAAGAGUAAAAUCUCGCUUUAGUUCUAGAUGUAACCAGGUUGAUUUCCUGUAAUCAUGAUUACUUUAGUUACUUUAUUUGAUCCAUGGUUAAUCUUAACCUGAGUAUUUGUUUAAUGAUUUAGUUCAUUGUUCUCAAUUUGUAUGCAUGAUUUCUUGAUGCGUUAUUAAUUUCAACUUGUAUCUGUGAUUAUUUGAUGUAUCUCAAAUUGAGUAUCUGAAUGAUUAUCUGAUACAUUGUUAAUCUAAACUUGUAUUUGUGUGAUUAUCCCGCUGUUAGAACACCUUAGCUUUAAAUGUGUGACAAUGUUGAUGUAAUGUGGACAUUUGUUAGUGCUUCUAUUUUAAUCUACACUACUGACUAACAUAUUCAUCUUCUGAAGUGAGCCAUGUAUAGUUUGAUUGUGUGUUUAGUUAGACAUCAAAUACGCAAUGAUUUUUUUUAUUAUACUAAUUCAUUACUUUUAGUUUAAGCUGACUCAUCACAAUUGGAUGAUUUUUUUUUGGAAUGAUCAUUUAGUUAUCGUUUUCAGUAAUAUAGUUCCCUUUAUUCAAUGAUCUGAAAGUGUUUCUGUACUCCUAGUUAUUACGAUAAUUUGAUUGGAGCAACUCCAGUAGUUGAUUGUUCUCUUUCUUAUUGACUUCACAUAUUUGUUUUAUCUUGGAUUUAUUGUUAAUCUAUUUUCAUUUUCUAUUGCUUUUAAGAUAUUUUUUAUAUUAAAAUUUGGAAAGAA
Biomphalaria glabrata is the source of this 2235-nucleotide messenger RNA. RefSeq lists its product as uncharacterized. The record is from RefSeq and is a predicted model, not a curated record. The transcript has 3 exons. Gene Ontology annotation, molecular function: sequence-specific DNA binding. Bases 107 to 1360 code for a protein of 417 amino acids. NCBI's taxonomy places the organism in Eukaryota, Metazoa, Mollusca, Gastropoda, Planorbidae.